Messenger RNA from Kwoniella shivajii, 2190 nucleotides. RefSeq lists its product as uncharacterized. The coding region runs from base 1 to 2190 and encodes 729 amino acids. The record is from RefSeq and is a predicted model, not a curated record. Gene Ontology annotation, molecular function: phosphoprotein phosphatase activity. NCBI's taxonomy places the organism in Eukaryota, Fungi, Basidiomycota, Tremellomycetes, Tremellales, Cryptococcaceae. The transcript has 2 exons. Gene Ontology annotation, cellular component: plasma membrane.
AUGUCGUAUCCAUAUACCACCGCCCAACAACAACACCGCUCAUUUUCUCAGCCCACUCACGGACAUGUCUCUCGAUGGCCCGAAGAUAGAAAUUUUCCGGACGCAGAAGCCUCUUUCUCUCGUCAUCACGACAGGGACUACAGAACCUCUUUGGCCGCUCAAUCUGGAGACAGAACAUGGAAUGAGGGAGAACCGUACCGCUUCGGUCAGCCACAAGGGCCCGCCGAUGACCGCGACGGGAUUUAUACAAAAAGUCGAGGUUAUCGUAAUCUCACGCAUAACAGAUCUGAUAGAGAAAGGGAGUACAAUCAAGGACAGAGCAGUCGGGCAGGAUUACAUGCAGAUCCCAAUAGUGUAAAAGACCGAUUUACAUACGACCGUAGUCGUAACACUUAUACGCCUCCCCAUCAACGGACCGUAUUUCCGCCACUACCCCCUCAUGAUAUUCCACCUUUUCCGCCUUCAUUGCCAACUCUGCUACCUCGCCGACCGCUGUCGCCGUCAAAAUCAGGCUUUGCGUCUCAAUCGCGUCAGCUCAGCUCGCAAGCCGAUAGACCUCCUUUCCGCCGUGACAGAACUGUUACUCCCCCACCUGUCACCCUACCGUCAACCGAUUAUCUAGCACUUCUACGUCCCACUAAACCUCUGAAAGACAACAUACCCGUACCGAAACUGUUAGUACUGGAUCUAAACGGCGCUUUGGUAUUCAGAAAUCGUUCUUCAGACGGGAAGAAGUCUUAUCCACGACCGUAUCUUUCCUGUUUCCUUGAAUAUCUUUUUCUGCCGACCAAUGAGGAAAGGGCAUGGGAGGUCUUUGUCUGGUCGUCGGCUCAGCCACAUAACGUGAGGGGAAUGGUAGAAAACGCCUUUGGACCUAGAUUUAUCGACGGUGUUUGGGAGGAGGAAACUGAGAGGGGAAGAAUAGCAAGAGAAGCCGGUGAAGGCCGAUUACUGGGUGUAUGGGCAAGAGAUAAAAUGGGUCUAGGAGCUUCUGAUUACUCAAGAAAGGUUCAAACCACGAAAGAUCUACGAAAGGUACUGGAUCAUGUCCAAUAUCUCACACCUCCGCGUGACUUUGAUGAACGUACUAUCGUUCUACUAGACGAUUCACCUUUGAAAGCGAUUUAUCAACCUUUCAAUCAGAUCGUGAUACCAGAAUACGGGAAAGAAGAGUACUCAGACUCUAAAUCCGUGGCCGGUUUAGUGGAUGCUGGAGUCGGAUCUGAACAAGAUGGAAUGGACAGAACGCUUCUAGCUGUCAUUGGUGUACUAGAUGAUUUGAGGAACAUAAACAACGUACCGGCUUGGGUCAGGUCAGGCGGUUUGAUAAAUUCGACAAAUCAGGUUGCAAAGGACACGAAAUUAGAAGACUUACCAAGUCACGAUCAGUUCAAACAUUGGUUCAAAGAUCCGUCAGUAUUACAAUCGUGGAUUGAGAAAGGCGAAACGGCUCUGAAUAGGAGAGGGAUUCUACUUUCUCAUGGUAUAACACCGGAACAAACAUCCCGUCAAUCAAAAGGCUCUUCUCCUACAAGAAAAGAUUUAUCACCUGCGAGAUCUCAUAACAGAAGGGGUUAUCAUACAAGUAUUGGAAUAGACGAAGAUGAACUCCCUGAUCUGCGACCUAUGGAUGUCGCGAAAUACCUGGAUGAUUUGAUAUCUGGAACGACUGUCCUUACUCUUAAACAGAAAGAUUCUCUCAGGUUAGCGAGAGAGGUUCUAUCUGACCUUGAUUCGGAUGGUCAACAUCAUCUUUCGCACAACUCUAUACAAGAGCUGGCUGUACCCAAAAGCAUCGCCAACCACACUCCUCCUACCCAAGCUAGAAAGGCGAAUGGCAGUAAAAAAGGAGAAGUAUUCAAGGACGCUUUUCAGCUAGCGAAGGAGUCAAACCCUGAUUUAACGAAGAAAAAGUUCCGCGCUAUGAGGAAGGAGGGAAGAGAAAAUGGCCAGGCGGCACAGGCGGAGAAAGACGAGGAGACAGAGGAUGACUUAGAAGAUGAACUCGAGGAGAUCUCCCCUGCGAAAUUUUAUCAAUCGCAUGACACAGAAGCGCCGCCUAUAGGAGCUAAUGAGAUAGACAGAGAGAGGUCUAGAAGGAAUCAUAGAAGCGGUAUCUCAAGCACGUCAGUUGAGAGAGAAAGAGAUGAAGUGAGUAAGAAACUUCGAUCGGACAGCUGGUCAGGUUAG